Molecule: messenger RNA, 1881 nt
Organism: Paraglomus occultum
Lineage: Eukaryota; Fungi; Glomeromycota; Glomeromycetes; Paraglomerales; Paraglomeraceae
Source: the annotation of a GenBank genome assembly
AUGGAAAAGUUUGAAAGGUCCGUUGUAGUCUCUGCCGAGGAUAACAACAAACGUGCAGAAAAGUUCAUAUUGCACCAUUUUCGGGAUAUAGUAAUAUCAAAGGAACUCUGUCGUCAAUGCUUCAAACGAGGAGAGAUACUCGUAAACAACUCUCCCAUCGAAACUUCACGAAUUCUUCACAAAGAUGCCAUAGUCCAAGUGUCCAUCGACCAGUCAGAAAUCAAACGCAGCAGGCUAAAUCUGUCCAUCACUGUAAAAUACGAAGACCAUCACCUAGCUGUCGUGCUCAAACCACCCGGAGUUCAUAUGCGAGGAUUGCAGGAGUCGUUGCCUUUUCUGCUUGACAGUAGCAGGAGUAUCGCCUCCGAAACGCCGUAUUUGUGUAUAAACCAGCUUCAACGGUCAAUGAAUGGAUUGGUCAUAUUAUCAAAGUCAAGAGAAAUGCAUGAAAAACUUUUAUCCAUGGACAAGUCCGGCGAUAUCAAGUUCAGAUAUCGUCUAGUCUGUCACGGUAAAUUCGAUGAAAGCGCAAAGACUGCAGCGAGCAAUUGUGAAGAAUCGAUUGACAAUGAUAACAAUGACGUUAUUCAUGGCCAGAAAUCGAUUGUUGUUGAUAACGACAACAAUGCCAUUAAUAACACAAAGAGCAGCAGCACCAUAAACAACCGUGAAACAGACGUUGAUAAUAACUCAGCCACCACCAUCAUCCGUCAUGCAUCCUUGCAACUCCCCUUUGCCAUUCAUCCAAUCUCCACGACACGCAGUACAUCCGGUGAAGGCAAUUAUCUGACGACCCUCGACAUCAUACACCACAACCAUGCACAAGUUUCAUUAUCUGCCAUUAAAGAUUACUUUAUGCGAAUUAAACAUCCGAUUGUGGGCCACAACACCGCCUCCAAGCAGCUGAAAUCAUGCAAGGACAAGGGUAUUUUGAUGGCAUUGGUGGAAGUUGCGUUUGAGCACCCUGUCACCAGAGAAAACGUUUGCGUAGAAUGUGAUGAGCCACGGAAGCUCAAGACCAUAUGUCAGAGGGAGCAAAAUUUUUAUGAAAAGAAACGCGCCGCAAGGAUUGCGGAAGCAAAGUUGUACGGCAUCGAAAAUGCAGUCGUUCUUAAUGACAAUCUCGAGAUGCAAUCGGGACUUCCAUUGGCGUAUAUUGCUGGAGAAAAGAGUUUCUGUGGUCUGCAGUUUAUGGUCAGCAACCAGACAAUGAUACCACGUGCAUCCACGGAGCAUUUAGUCCGCGCGACUCUAGACAUUUACAAAACACAGAUUUUAUCAAACAAAGUUGCCGAUAACAUCACAAAAUCAUUUAGGAUCCUCGAUGUUGGAACCGGUUCGGGAUGCAUUCUGAUAGCCAUAAUGCACUCGAUCUUGUCUCUUUCCGAGUACGAUACAACGGAUGCGGGUAUCUUUGGUAUGGGAAUAGAUAUAUCUCCACUAGCGCUGGACGUUGCAAAGAAUAAUGCGAAAAGGCACUUGCACAAGCAACAAUCGUUAUACUGUUUCGCUAAAGGCAACAUGGAGUAUCUGCAUAACGAUCCAUUACUGUCUCAAAAGAACUUUGACGUCAUUGUAUGCAAUCCUCCUUAUCUCGAUAUCACCAAACCAUUACCUCCGAGUGAUCCAAGAUCUCAUGAACCAUCGCAUGCAAUAUACUGCUCAGAGGAAGGGUACAAAUGCUAUCGACUGCUAUCGAAGAGCUUGGAUAAAUCUUUGGCUCUAGGAUCGCAAGUAUUGAACGAAAGAGGUUUUGUCGUUCUGGAAGUUGGUGCUUCAAUGGCCAAGAAAGUAAAGGGGAUAUUCAACGAUUGGUGCUGUGUAAAAAGUAUCAAGGAUCAGCAAGGGUUCGAGAGGUGUCUUGUGUUUAGGCGUAAAUGA